GACAGUGACAAACUGGAUCAAUAUUUGCCAAAGGGAAUUCAUACCUGCUACAUUUAAUUGUCUGGAAGAUAGUGAUAAAAGCAUCUUUCAUGAGAGAUGAUACAAUGCAUCAGACUGAAGACCCUUGAUGGGAAUCAAAGAUUAAAUGCAUUUAUGGAAAAAGAAAAAUUGGAUAGUAAGAUAAUAGUGGAAUAUUAUAACACUGCAAUGGAUCCCUCAGCAGAAAACAGUAUGUAUGUAAACAAAGUAUGGGUUCAGUGUGAGAGUGAAAGCUGUUUGAAAUGGAGAUUGUUGUCAAGUGAGGAUGCAGACAGAGUUGACCACAAUAAACCAUGGUACUGCUUCAUGAACGCUGAUUCAAGAUACAAUAACUGCUCUGUUUCUGAAGAAGACUUCCCUGAAGAGUCUCAGCUUCAUGAAAGUGGAUUUAAGAUUGUCUAUUCACAGCUCCCUUUUGGAAGCCUGGUUUUGGUAAAAUUACAGAAUUGGCCAAGUUGGCCUGGGAUACUUUGCCCAGAUCCUUUUAAAGGGAAAUAUGUGAUCUAUGACCUGGAUGGCAAUGUUGAACAAUAUCAUAUAGAAUUCCUGGGAGAUCCCCAUUCAAGAUCAUGGAUAAAUGCAACAUUUGUUGGACAUUAUAGUAUCACAUUAAAGCCAGAAAAAUGUAAGAAAAAAAAGAAAUGGUAUAAAAGUGCACUACAAGAAGCCCGCCUCCUCUAUGGAUAUUCCUUUGAGCAAAGACUGGAAAUGUGCCACCUAUCCAAACAGGAUAAAUCCAAAGCAGAUGGCAAAGUUGCUGUGGUAGCCAAGAAAAGGAUGCAAGUUUCCAAAAACACAACAGAAAAGAAGAAGCCCAAAUUUAGAAGGAAAAGGAAAGCUAUUUUAAAAUGCUCUUUUGAAAAUGUUUGUUCAGAUGAUGCCUUAUCAAAGGAAAACAUGGUUGUUUCUGAGACCGAAGUUUUACUGAAGGAGCUGGAGCAAAUGCUACAGCAGGCGCUAGACCCCACAGGGGCACCUGAUGAGCCCAUAGAGGAGCAUGGAGAGGAGUUAACUAAAUGCAGCUCUGAAGUCCCAGCAGGCAGUCCAUUCGAAAACCACUAUGAAGAGGACUAUCUUGUAAUUGAUGGCAUAAAAUUAAAAGCUGGAGAAUGUAUUGAAAGUAUAACUAACAAAUUUAAAGAAAUAGAUGCUCUAAUGUCUGAAUUUUAGGGUGUUAUAAAUAUUUUCAAAGGCUAGUUAUAAAGACACUUACAUGUUUAUAUUUUCCCAAAAGUCAAAAGCUUGAAAAUAGGGAAAUAGGUGUAUGUUAUACCAAAGCUGAUAUUUAUAAUGACUUUCUAUUUUAUACUUUGAGAAUAGCCAUUGUUUUGAGAAUCAAUCAAAUGGUACUUAAAUUAGUAAUAAAAAUUUAGGAUUUAAGAAGCCCUGAUAUUUGUAUUUAUAGAUUUUUUUCUUGUGUGCCUUAGUUUUAAAAUGGUUUAUAAACUUACUGCACAAACACAUGCUUUACAAUGAUUUAUUUAGGCCCUUUAUUCAAAUGUGGCUAUUUAGAUGGCCGUCAAGGCUAUUAUAAUUCAUACAGAUAAUUCAAGUGUACUAGAGACGUGAGAAUGUAUAUUGGUAAUGGAAUUAAGCUACUACAAAAUAAAAGGAAAUAAUAAAAAAGUACUGUAUACUAGAGUUGGUGCUUUUCUCAGAGGUGUCAGUUACCUUUUAUGGGAAAUAAUCAUUUCAACCCCGAUUCCCAAAACUGAUUAACAGAGUCUCAGGGGAGGUGGGGAGGCUGUAGACGGUCAGAAUCCUGGAUGCUUCCCCCAUUGAAUCAGUAUCUCUGAAGGUGAGGAUGGGAAAAUGUAGUGGAAAACAUAAAGAGAUAAGUUAAGUAUAUUCUCACUAAAAAAAAAUCCAUAAGCAAUGUAGGCAGGCAAAACGUGUAUCAUGCAACAUCACUCCCUUAACACUUCCCCUGCAACCCCAUUCUAUAGGGAUUCCCAGGAACAGUUUUGGUGAGUGUCCUUCUACAUCGUGUUCUAAUGCGCAUCCAUCUCUAGUGCCCACACUUGCACUCUUUCCAUGCCCUUCUCUCUCCUGGGAGUAUGGGGUCAGAGAAAGGACAUUCCAAGCACAUGGAAACAAAACCAAAGCUUGAAGAGAGAAGAAAGCAGUACAGCCCCUCGGACCUAUUGCUUGUUGAAUUAACUAGAGUGACCGUGUGCUGGUGUGAAGGUCACCACAGCAGGUGAGCUGCACUGUGUACAUAGGCUGAAGAGUUUGUAACUGCAGGGGCCAAGUGGAGAGUUUCAGACAGUGGAAUCCCUUUUACAUUUCAGGAAGAUCACACCAGCAGCAGACAGAGGUUGGAGUGAGCAGGAGUAACACCGGAGACAGGGGGCCUAUUAGGAGGCUACUUAGGGAAUUCAGGUGCAAGACUUUGAGAGCCUGAGUAUGGCACAAAUGGAGAGAGUGGAAUGGC
Lontra canadensis (Northern American river otter) is the source of this 2473-nucleotide messenger RNA. RefSeq names its product zinc finger CW-type and PWWP domain containing 2 (gene ZCWPW2). The record is from RefSeq and is a predicted model, not a curated record. Bases 97 to 1209 code for a protein of 370 amino acids. Gene Ontology annotation, molecular function: zinc ion binding. The transcript is spliced from 9 exons. Gene Ontology annotation, cellular component: nucleus. NCBI's taxonomy places the organism in Eukaryota, Metazoa, Chordata, Mammalia, Carnivora, Mustelidae.